GUACCUCCUCUGUCAAUCGUCGCGCUGCGUCUGGGACUCGGGAGACUCGAGUGUCGACGCGACAUGGCGGGAAUGAAACUUCUAUCGAUUCUCUUGAUCAUUGUAGCAUGCAUGGUAAUCGUCGAGGGCGGAAGUAAAUCAGCGCUACAACCGGUAAUUAUCGACACUGACAUCGGCUCUGACAUUGACGACAGUUUCGCCAUUGCGCUCGCUCUCCAGAGCUCAGAGCUCCUGGACGUGCAGCUGAUCGUUACGUGCACCGACGACACGACCGCCCGCGCAAAGAUCGCCGCGAAGCUGCUGACGAUUGCCGGACAGGACAGCGUCCCGAUUGGAAUCGGACAGGCCAACGCCAACGAAACUGUUCACACGCUGUGGGGCUGGGCGCAGGACUUUAACCUGUCCGAGUAUAAGGGAGGAGUGUACGAAGAUGGGGUCGACCAGAUGGCAAAGAUCAUUCUGGCUUCAGAGACAGUGGUGGAUAUCAUUGCCAUUGGGCCAAUGACCAAUUUCCCCCUCCUCCUGCAGAAAUAUCCCGGGGUGGUGAAGAAUGCUCGGAUCAGAGCAAUGGCCGGCUCCAUAUACCGAGGCUAUGACAACUCUACAACACCGGCAAGAGAGUACAACGUCAUGAUGUGCCCCUACUGUAUGGAGCUGUUGCUCCAGGCUGGCUGGAACGUGAGCGUAACUCCACUGGACACAUGUGGCACCACCACACUACCUCCACAGUACUCCGACCUCUUUAUUGCAGCCUCAAAUAGCUGGAGCCUUGCCCUGAGCUCAUCUCUUCUCUACUUCUGCACUGUCCUCCAAUGCAAUCUAAACGAGGCCACCAGCCCUCUGUACGAUACUGUGGCCACCCUACUCACACUCCCUAAUGCCGGGAACUUCAUCGAUUUAAAGAUGCUAAAUCUCAGAGUCACUAGCGAUGGAUAUACAGUGAUAGAUGACAGGGAAGGCACCCCAACCCAGGUCGCUCUCUACUGGAACAAAGACCUUGUUGGCCUAAACCAGUACAGGAUGUUUUUGGUCAGCGCUCUAAGUGCAUAGUGAUGAAUAUUGACAUUUUGCGGUAUACCCAUUUUGCGAAUCCACAAAAAUGCAUUCAUCACGCGUUUCCGUGGCUGAUGAAAGAGUGGUCGGAUGGCCCUGUGAAUUUUGUCCGUUGACGCAAGCCUGUUGCGUUGUCUCAGUCCCAAGCGCUUCUCAGAUUCUGGGGUCUCAUAACAUGACUGUGAGAGCCUUCUCCCUGAUUCUACAGUGUCUCUGUACCGCUACUUUUCUGCUAGCGCCCCAGGCGCGUUCCCUCCGCUCGCCUCCGCUCCCUCUGGCGAAGCGACAGUCGCCGACUCCCGUCAUCAUCGAUACGGACAUCGGCUCCUAUAUUGACGACAGCUAUGCAUUAGCGUUCGCGCUACAGUCGAGCGAGCUGGACAUCCAGCUGAUAGUGACGGCCACGGACGACACACUGAUGCGGGCCAAGAUAGCGGCCAAAUUUCUGACGGUCGCGGGGCGAGAAGCCAUCCCAAUAGGAGUGGGAGCUCCCAACAGCAACCUAACCAACCACACCCUGUGGAGCUGGGCCAAAGACUUCAACCUGUCGGAUUACAAGGGAGAGGUGCUGCAAAACUACGAAGACACUUUUGACAGAAUGAACAGCAUCAUCAACAGUUCUGAUCAGGUCGUCGAAAUCAUCGGUCUCGCUCCCUUUGUAAAUUUCCCCUACCUCCUGGAAAAGUGGCCCAAUGUGGUGCACAAUGCUCGCGUCAGAACCAUGGCUGGCUCAAUCUUCCGUGGCUAUGACAAUUCAACGACCCCAACUGCCGAAUACAACGUCAGACUGUGUCCGUCCUGCUUCAAUCUCCUACUCCGGGCAAACUGGGCGCACAAAGUAUGGCUCGCUCCUUUGGACACUUCGGGUGUAAUGAACUUGCCUCCAGAAGAUAUCCAGGAACUGGUGACUGCCUCAAAUGGGCUGAGUAUCGGUCUGACUGAGCACACUCUCUUCUGGUGCACAGCGGGGGUGAUUCCGUGCCACCUCGACGUUUCCACUGUGGCUCUGCCCGACACAGUUGCAGUCCUCCUAACUCUCCCGGUGGCACCUUCCCUCGUCGAAAUGCAUACCAUGAUCUUGCUCGCAACUGAAGACGGCCGCACAAUAAGUGACACUAUGGGUGCUGCCGCACUAGUGGCCCUCAAUUGGUGGGAAAAUCCCGCGGGUCUCAAUAAAUUCACACAAUAUUUGACCGAUGUCCUUGUCCAGGGUGCCCCAUACACCAAGGACUAAAAGAUAAUGCACUAAAACCAAAUGUGAACUCACAUAAAACAGCCUCUGACUUACAUAGCUAUAUACACAGAGCGAGUAUUAUUGUAUAUACAGUGUUUGUAUAUUAUACUUCUGCAGUACAGUUCUCCAGAUGAAAAAUAUUUUCUGUUUCAGA
This is a messenger RNA of Geodia barretti, 2441 nucleotides long. The record is from the annotation of a GenBank genome assembly. NCBI's taxonomy places the organism in Eukaryota, Metazoa, Porifera, Demospongiae, Tetractinellida, Geodiidae.